GGCUCGAUUAAUAUUUUCUCCAUUGUUUGCGAGCAGUUUCUAGACAAAAUUUGAAUUUAUAACUAUACAUAAACGAGGAAAGGAACCCGAUACAAAGAGUAGAACUAACGAACUAACUGCUGAGUGUAAAGAUGCAAGGUUAUGAGAUUUCUAACAAUGACUGGAAUACUUGAAUCAACUGAAUAUUAUGAAUUAUGAUCAAAUUAUAAUGCGUAACAGUACGUGAAUGCAAAAGCGCGUCACAUGAUCGUUAGUCAAUUAUUUGGAAGCACUGCAAAGCGAUCAUGUCGUUAUGUGUGCGACUUGCCCGCAGUAAACCCAUCCGUAUAUUGAAAAGUAUAGCCAUGAAAUGUUGGGCUUUCUGUGGAACUUACAUACUUGCCUGUUUUUUUCUGUACUGGUUGUAUGGUGGAAUCUCUGCUUUCUUUCUUCUUUGUUUCGCUACUACAGGUAUAUUGUAUCAUAAAGAAGAUCGGCUUGUGUAUCGUCCAGAAUGGCCAACUAGUUCACGGGUAUAUGUUCCUGCACCGUCGAUAUUUAAUUUACCUUAUCAAAGUAUAUACACAGGAUCGGGAGAUGGUACAUUGUUACACAUGUUCUUUAUUCCUCAACCAGAGGAUAGAGCGAGAAAGGUGCCUACCUUAUUGUAUCUUCAUGGCAAUGCUGGUAAUAUAGGACACAGACUUCCAAAUGUCGCUGAAUUUUAUCAUAAUGUCCAGUGUAAUAUUUUAAUGUUGGAGUACAGAGGAUACGGAUUAUCGCAAGGUUCGCCAUCUGAAGAAGGAUUAUACAUGGAUGCUUGCGCAGGAAUUGAUUAUUUACGUAGUAGAACCGAUAUAAAUACCAAUGAAAUUAUUGUAUAUGGAAGGUCAUUAGGUGGAGCGGUAGCUAUCAAUUUGGCCACAAAACCAGAGAACUAUAACAAGAUUUGGUGUCUUAUCCUUGAGAAUACCUUCACUAGUAUUCCUGAUAUGGCUGCAUUUCUUUUCGGAGUAAAAUUUUUACAAUACCUGCCACUUUUUCUAUAUAAAAAUAAGUAUUUGUCCAUUCUCAAAGUGCAGUCGGUAACAGUACCUACGUUAUUUAUUUCCGGACUGGCGGAUACAUUAGUACCGCCACGUAUGAUGCAAGAUCUUUAUAAAAAUUGUAAGAGUUCGUGUAAGAAAAUUCUUCCAAUCACGGGAGGUACCCACAACGAGACAUGGCGUCAACCAGGAUAUUAUCAAAAUAUAUGUACUUUCUUGAACGAAUUGAGAGAAAACCCACCUGCUCGAGUGACGUGUAGUCACUGGCAAAUAGACGAUAUAUAAUUGCUAAGUAUAAAGUUCAUUUUAUAUAUAUUGUUCAAUAUCAGGUCGACGUAGUUUACCGUAAUUGAAUACAUCAGCAAUUUUUAUAGUAAUCGUUAAUUUAAUUAGUUAACGGGGAUCAGAUUUUUAUAUAAAUAUCUUAAUAAGAUGAAUAUAAGGGUAGCGAUAUUUAGAAUGACAUCUAUUUGAAAAUCAAUGAACUAUUAGAAUUCAGAUUUAGUAAAAUAUCGAGCUCGUCUAAAAUUCGCAAAUAAGCGAAUGAAAACUCAAGUCCUUCCAAUAUAGAGAGUACUUCAUUGAUAACAAAUCGAUGUCAACAGAAUGUUCGUAUAGUCUUAAUUUAACUAUUUGCAUCGAAAAUCGGCUGUUUUUUUAUAUUUCAAAAUAUACAUAAUUACACGAGUACUGUUGUAUUUAUAUAUGUGAAUUUAAAACUAUAUGUAUUUACAUGCGUGUGUCUGUAAUUCUUUUAAUUUUUCGUAAAGCUACAGUAUACAUGCGUACGUGUACAUAUUUAUAGAUAUAUUGCGUAUUAAAUGUAAGGAUCUUUUAUUUUCUUCUAAUUUAUUCAGUAAUAUUUAAACUCAAACUGUUUUAAAGUAUAAAUAACUAAAUUAAAGAUAAAUAAAUGUAUACAACAA
Molecule: messenger RNA, 1951 nt
Organism: Hylaeus volcanicus
Lineage: Eukaryota; Metazoa; Arthropoda; Insecta; Hymenoptera; Colletidae
Gene: Bem46
Product: protein ABHD13-like
Exons: 6
Coding region: 285-1310 (341 amino acids)
Cellular component (GO): membrane
Molecular function (GO): palmitoyl-(protein) hydrolase activity
Source: RefSeq, a predicted model, not a curated record